Messenger RNA from Spirodela intermedia, 5634 nucleotides. NCBI's taxonomy places the organism in Eukaryota, Viridiplantae, Streptophyta, Magnoliopsida, Alismatales, Araceae. The record is from the annotation of a GenBank genome assembly.
AUGUUGCGUAAGGCUACUCAGGCUCUCGUCCGCAGUGGUCGCAGCUUCAGUAAGCCACCCGCCGCAGCAGCUCUGUCGACCGAGGCGGCGGCGGCUCGAUUGCGCGGUGGCUUCCCACGUCCACGCUCGUUACAUUCUUCCUCACGUUCAUCGCCUCCUGCGGAUGGAACGGGUGCCAUCGUCGUGCCCGCUUCUGCUUCUCCCGGUGACGCGGUUGUGGAGGAUGGGCUCACCUUCUCGGGCGCUACCUCUCUGCCGCAGCAGGCCGAUCCGACUCUCCUCCAGUCGCGAGUUGUAGUCUACGAUGGUGUCUGUCACCUUUGCCAUGCAGGUAUUUCUCGUGCUUACAAGUAUCGCCGCCCUCCAUCGUUUCACUCCCCAGGAUUUUUGUGGUCUCCGGAGCGCAUUAAUGUCGAUUGAUCUGUUCCGAGAAAGAAAAUCAUUGCCAGGAUGAGUUUCAAAUUGGGGCAUGGAUUUCAAUCAAUACAGGUGUUGUUUUUUCACAACUGAAGAAAAAUGGUCAUUACGUUUCUUUAAUCAAAUAAUCAAUAAUUGACAUAAGCAUAACUCUCCAAACGCUGGUUUUCCGAGAAAAACUAAAAAUAUACUUGGACCGCUGGUUUUCAUGAUCUACAGCCGGUACUCUCCAAACGGAUUUUGUAGAAGUCGAUUUUUCUCAAAAUUGAUCGUUUUUAGUCAAUUCCAUACUCUUGCAAAAAUAUAUAUUUAUACAAAAAGUCUCAAAAUGAUUACCUAGUCGAGUCUACCCUGGUGAUUGGGCAUGAGGAUGUGUAGCAAGAUCCAUUUUUUAAUUGAUUAUUUGGACUCUUAGUUCCUUUGAUUUUUUGAGGUCUUGAUACAUAAAUUGACCAUUCUCCAGGGUUCAGCAUGAGAGUAUAACACUGACGUGGCACUCCUGUUUCGCUUUCAUUUGGAUCGCCGGUUCAGCUGCUUUGUUCACUUCUAUUGAGAGAUAUUAUACAUAGAUGAUGGUGUUACUGAAAUGCCAGUCUUGUCUUUCCUAGUUCAAUUAGCAAAUCGUUAAUGAUCGUUAAGGAAUUUAUGACAUACUGAUCAGACCAUGAAAAUUAAAUAAUUCUCUAGGCUAAAGGCAUUGCUAUAAAAAACUCGUAUUUUUUAGGCUCAAAGAGGAUGCUUCACAUCAUCCCAAGACCUAUGCGUUUGAUUAUGCAGAUGGCUAGUGACAUUAUGUUAUCUUUUUCGAAUUUACAUCAUUAAUACAUUGGUUUUUUAAGAUGAUGUUUUCCUUUGUGAUUCAAGGAUGGCUUUAUAUCACCAUCAUGUGAGUCUCAACUUGAGUUUUAUUCACAGAGGUUCUGUAUGUCAUAUUAAUUUUCUUGGCAAGAAUAGCAAACAUUGAGAUAAGUUUUUUGAGUCUUUUUAUUUCAAAGUUCCUGCUUUUUCUUGUCAGCCCGUUUUAUGCCAUGGAUUUAGCCAGAUUUCAUUCAUGUAUAAAGACGAGUAAACAAACCUGCCAGUGAAACUUUCAUGAGCAAACGUAAAAAUAAGGUAAUGGAUAAGAAGCUCUAAACUUGUCCUUUUUCAUUGAGUCAAGAAAUAACGAAUCCACAAGGAGUUCCAUAAUGAUUCAAUGCCUCAAUCUCCAGAGAAACAUUUUGAAACUGGCUAUGUAACUCCAGGAAUCCUGAGAAUUUUUGGUUUAGAGUGAUUCAUUUUCCUUUUUCUUCAGCAUUUUUACACUUAAUGGUUAGGCCUUUUAUUUUUUUCAUUCCUAUUUGUCAGAAAUAUUCUUGUUCAGAGUUGCUUAUUCAAAGUGGCCGCCUGAAGGAACCCUGGAAGCUGUACUGGAAGGGUUUCCAUUGUCAAGAAACUGAAGUAGAUGUCAUCUAGAGCUAUUUAUGUAUUUUUUCCUUUUCUGCUGACGUCAUUAGGUCUAAAAAAUAUGUUCUGCUCAAAACUUCUGUUAUGUGAAGUGUGUUCUUUUGGAACACCACAGCCGCAGACUUAGGUUCCUCACUGAAUGACCACCAGGGGAUACCCUUUAGUUGCUUUUGGAUACCUCUGCCAAUUUUGAGUUCAUCUUGGCCAACCUUUUUAAUUCUUCAUCGAUCUUGUUCAGAUCGUAUACUAUAGUGAUGGAAUGGAUCAGGUUGUGUCUACUGUUGCCUAUUGUGUAACCAGCUAAGACACUUGCCUACAAGAGCCUCAUGUAGUAUUCAUGCCACCAUAGUCCUCUCAGCAGGUUAUUGCUUUGCCAUCCUUGUGGGGGCGAACUUGGCAUAUCUCAGCUGACAUCAGCAUCCAUGCUCACUAGAUGUCAUUCAUACAGUUUUUGAUGUCUGUCUCAGUGUUGAUGUCUAUUUUUAAAUCUGAGCCAUACCAUACAAUAGAAAAGAGUGACUGAACAGAAUAUUCCACCCUCCCUUAUGACCCAUGAUUGCAUUUUUUUGCUCGGCUUCUAGUGGUUACGUCAUCCAUGCCGUGCAUGGAUGCAAUGUUCUUCAAUUCCAAUGAUGCCAAUACAACUACGUUCUAUUCAUGUAGUGUUUCAUCAAUAUACAAUGAUGAACCUUGAAUCUCGUUGAUACCUUUGAGACCUCAAGUUUCUUUGGUCUUCUCAUGAAUAUCAAUUCUGUCGUAUUCCUAUUUUCCUCUUGUGUCAUUCUCUUAACCCUCACGCUUUUGAGAUGCCAACAUAGUUUCACAUAAAGCUUCAUCCUGCUCUUGGUCAUCCUGUUUGAGAUGCAGCUCAUUGUGGAUGACUAGUGAGGGCUGUAAUCUCUCAGAUUCUCAUCCCUGACGUUCUUUGUGCAGUACAUCUUGUGAGUGAUUUGUUUUUCCUUCCACAGUUACUCAUAAUGCAAUUCUUUAGUGCUUCCCCUAAUGUCCAUGCCUCCAUCCAUCUCUUUAGAAAUCUGGCACUCAAGUUGUAUGCUUCUCUGAUGUGGGUUAGAUUGGAGAUUCCACUAUUUGUCAUUCACCUAAUUUUUCUUGGUCACUUCUUUUAAUUUUUGUAGGACGAAAACAUGUACUGGCAUUUUUAUCCUGCACAGGCUGAGUUUCAGUCUGAGACUAAUGAUUGUGUUGACAUUGUCUGAAUUCAGUAGCAUCUGAUAUUGGCAUCAGUUCCCCAGCCUAUACACUGCUACAGGAUGUCGACCAGGUUCUUUCCGAAUUCUAGUCAAUAUUGUCCUACCAGGAAUAAACAAAUCAGACUGACGAUGGAUAUCCUCUCUGAUACUCACUCUUCCAUAUAUAUCUACUCAAAGCAGAUUUCGGACCACUUAACUUGCCAGCCACUAUUUGCUUCGAGGUAUUGGUUGGAAUAUUGUAGAUUUAUCUUUUUUCCUCUUUAAUAAUAAUCUACCUCAUUUGUAUCUUGGCUUAUUGUGUAGUGUGUCACAAUGGUUCAUAACAUAUGUGCACGUAUGAGUGUGUGUGGUGUGGCCAUUCCACACUCAUAUAUGGGGCACCCUCGUUUGAAUGCAUUGCUAGUGUCAUUGUGAAGAUAAGAUUUACAUUUCUAAUCCUUUAAAUAUUUUCUUUUUUCUCCUCGCUCCAUGUCAUUCUGUUUCCGAAUUUUGGAUGACUUAUGGAGGUUAUUUCCCCAUUAAUUACAGUUAUAUGCUUUUCUUUCAGUUUUCUUAAAUUUUAGAUAGAUUUUCUCAAAAGGCUAACAGGAGGUUUUCAGUUAUAUAGCAACAGCUAACAUAACCCACAUUUAUACUUUUUCUUUACCAUACUGCUUUUUCAAACACAGGAGGUUUAUUUCUUGCCCAGUAUUCCUAAUACAUCUAAGUUUUUUCUUCUGGAGGUGUGAACUGGGUCAUCAGGGCUGAUAAACAUCAGAAGGUAAAAUUCUGUUGUCUCCAGUCAAAGGCUGCUGAGCCCUACUUAAAGUUGUGCGGUCUUGAUCGAGAAGAUGUCCUAAAACGAUUUUUGUUCGUUGAAGGACUUUAUUCUUAUCAUCAAGCUUCCACAGGUUACCUCAGACGCAUUAUCUGUAUUUUCAUGAAUUACAUGUAAUGUUCUGCUUUCCUUUGUCGAAUCUGUGCUAUAUUAUGGUCUUUUCCUUCCUCCAUGAAUUCUAUAUCGGAUUUUCUCUAUGUUUCUGCGAUAGUAGAAUGUUUUUUUUAUCUUUUGCCUUCAAUAUGGAUUGGGUACCAAGGAAGACAAUGUAUCGGCUCAUUCAGGAUACCUUUUUUUCUUGUUUGAGUAUUGUACUUGCUCAGACUCGUGCUCUGUAGAGUAGUAUAUCUUUGUCAUACCUUCUUAUUCUUGGUUCAGUGUUUCGUCAUCUUUGGUCUCCCAGUCGUUAUCAAGGUUUCAUUAUUUGAGAGAUAGGUUAGGAAAUUAUUUGUAAAUUUUGUUUCUUUUUUGCUCUUCCCGAAUUGACCAAAAGAGAGGUCAUACAGGACCAGUUGACUGCUCUCUAAUGGGUUUGUGUCCCCCUACUUACUUCGAUUAGAAUAAUUUGUAGAUGGUCCUCCACAUACUCCUAGAGUGAAUAAUCAUACUAUUUUAAUGUCUUCUAAAGGUUUAGUCUCAUCUCUCUAAUCAACUUCCGUGACCUCUCUGUUAGGGGCUUGCACUUAAAUGCACUUUAUGCUAGAAAAUAGAGUGAUACAUAUCUAGGGUUGUAAACAUGGCCAGCCUUCUCUCCUAUUUACAUACAGAGAGGAGAGAGGCGGCAGUUCACAUAAGGCUUAAUAUGGGCCUAGUGGCCCCAGGGACAUACUAGCAUAACAACGGAUCUAUUAUAAUAGACUUUCUCACAGAAAGCUUAUGGUUUUCUUAUCUGUGCUCUCUGCUGUGAAUGUGGAAUGAGUGAAGCUGUCUGUCGUUGCAGAAUAUGAUGAUAAAAUUCAUUUAUUAUUGCAAGUUGGCGCAAGAGUAAUACUCGGGUCAUUGUAGACUCAUUCAUUUAGAGGAUUCUUCUUUCGUACUAUAUUUUUAUUAGCGGCAUUUCGACUACUAUCUGAAAGUUGGCGAGAAAGUGUUUUACUUACUGAGAAAAAGAAGAGGACGUUCUGUUUAGUCGGUUAAAAAAUGUUUUUUUUUAUUCCUGUUAUGGUUUUCCUUGCAGUUUUUUUACAGUGAGGGUUGAACAUGUAUUUUUUCAAAAAAACUAAUAGAAAAGAUUUGUUACGGAGCCUUUAAGGGUUUGCAGGUGAAUAUUUGAAAUCAUCUGAUUACACAUCUGCGGUUCUGCUGCUGCCUAGGAACCUUUGUCAUCAACCAAAAGUCCAUGUAAUUUAGAAAAUUUACCAGCCUUCAAGCUAUAUAUAACAUCCCGUUUUACAUUAUAUUUCCCUGCUUUCUUAUAGUUUCUCGCUACACUUGAUAAGAGUUCCGAAUUCUGUAUCCCUUUGAGCAUUCACGGUCUCAACCUGACAUCCAUAUCUUUUUCUGUGAUGUCUUGCAGCUGCAUUGAGAGUUCUAUCCUACUUACCAUUCCCUUAUUCAGCUCUGAGCAUGCUCCUCGUGAUCCCGUCCCCACUAAGGGAUCUGAUUUACGAUUAUGUCGCAAAGAGGCGGUACGGUUGGUUUGGGAAGGAAGAAAAGUGCAUCAUUGUGUCAGAAGAGCAAAUGCUCAGUCGUUUCAUCGAUAGAGAUGAACUUAGAGCCAACGAUGAGGAUGUGACUUCUUAG